Molecule: messenger RNA, 1849 nt
Organism: Cornus florida
Lineage: Eukaryota; Viridiplantae; Streptophyta; Magnoliopsida; Cornales; Cornaceae
Product: mitochondrial inner membrane protein OXA1
Exons: 10
Coding region: 167-1477 (436 amino acids)
Biological process (GO): mitochondrial respiratory chain complex IV assembly; protein insertion into mitochondrial inner membrane from matrix
Cellular component (GO): mitochondrial inner membrane
Molecular function (GO): membrane insertase activity
Source: RefSeq, a predicted model, not a curated record
AGGGAGGCGACAGACUGUCUAAAAUCGUAAAACACCGUUAAGUCUUCUUCCCCCAAGCAAGCCUCUUAGGAACGGAACCCCAAACCCCCCGAACCCCAGUUACGCCACCCUCCUCCUCUCUCUCUCUCUCUCAGACGUCGGCAUAAGGCGUCCGUUCUUCAAAUCAAUGUCUUACAGGCGUAUCAUAUCCACAAGAGCGACACUUCUCGCUCGGCGGCGUUUUAGAUCAUCGUUUAGUUACAUUCAUCACGAUAACGAUGAGUGCAGAGAACACUCUAUCGGUGAAGAUAAAAAAAUUAACAAUUUUUUCCAAAGGCGAUUCUUCGGGAACAGUGGCAUUAACACUUCCGCUGGAUUUGGUACUUUGUUUCAAGAUCAAAGGUGUUCUCAGUUCUUUGUUCCGCCGAUGACCGGAGCAAUUUUCAGUAGAAAUAUGUCGACGACAAUUGGCGAAGGAGCGGACAAGAUUGGGUACAUGACUGAUGUUGCGGAAGUUCUCACGGAUAAGACCGUUGAAGUUGUGGCUUCUCAGGCCCCUGCUGUGAGUGAAGUAGCUAUUGCUGCUGCAGAUUCUUUCUUUCCUGUUGCGGCCUUGCAGUAUGUGAUUGAUGGUGUUCACUCUUUUACCGGCUUGAAUUGGUGGGCAUCUAUAGUUAUAACAACACUUUUGAUACGGGGGUUAACAAUUCCAGUUUUGAUAAAUCAGCUCAAAGCUACUUCAAAAUUGACUAUAAUGAGGCCACAUUUGGAUGAAAUUAAGGAUGAGAUGGAAAAUAGGGGCAUGAGUCCUUCGUCUGUGGCUGAAGGUCAGAAACAAAUGAAGGAGCUAUUUAAGGAACAUGGUGUUACUCCAUGGACUCCACUGAAGGGACUCUUUAUCCAAGGCCCUGUUUUCGUCAGUUUUUUCCUGGCUAUUUCGAACAUGGUAGAAAAAGUUCCAUCUUUUAAAACUGGCGGAGCAUUUUGGUUCACUGAUCUGACAACUCCAGAUACUCUCUGUAUAUUUCCAGUUUUGGCAGCAUUGACAUUUUGGAUAACAGUGGAGUGCAAUGCGCAAGAAGGCCUGGAAGGGAAUCCUGUUGCUGGAACCAUGAAAAAGGUUUCUAGGGUCUUUGCUGCUCUUACAGUCCCAAUUACCAUGACUUUCCCAAAGGCUCUUUUUUGUUAUUGGGUUACCUCCAACUUGUUCUCACUCAUGUAUGGACUAGUAAUUAAAAGACCUGCGGUCAAGAAUUUCUUGGGUGUUCCCAUAAUACCCAUACAACCAGCUGGUACUGCAACAAAACCUUCCCUCUCUUUUGUUGAAUCAAUCAAACAAUAUGCAGCAGCAAUGCAGAAGGCUAAUCAGUCGGGUUCUGCACCUGCUGGAUUACCAAAACUUCCUGAUCACAGAAUAUCUUCCUCAGCAGUCACCAGUCAGAGGCUUAGAAGGUUAGAAAAAGAAGUAAAGGGAAGGAAGAAGAACAAGAAGAGGUGAGGAAAUGCACAUUUUUAACAGAUGAACCGUCUUGAUAACUGUUUAGUUGGAGUACUUGUGCUUAUAAAAAUAAAUGUAAUAUUAUUAAAAUUGGUAAUGCGUCUUAAUUUAUUUAGUCCUGCGGUUGGGCUAUAAUUUUUGAGUGCUUAAAUGGGAAGAGAGAGAGCUCUUUUGAUAGAUUAAUUAGAAAUUGAGUAGUAGGUUAUUUUGUUAAUUGAAUUUAGGGAGUUCUCUUACCAAGUCUCUCCCUAUGUUGACUGUACUUUGUGAUAGUUUUGGCACUAGUUUGAUCAAUGUAAUUCGUUCGUUGUACCAGAAAGAAAUGUUUCUUGAUCACUAAAAUAUCAAUUAAGAACUGUUGGGUAUCAUUAA